CUCAAUUGAGGGUUUAAACAUAAUUGAUUCACUCUUAAUAGAUCUAAUUUUAGGUUGAAUACUUAUUGCCGGAGACGAGCAUCGUGAGCUGAGUGGAACAGUGACACUAAUACUAUCGUAGCACUGCCAUUGCGCCCAAGUGUUGUUCUUCCAUGGCGACUGCUCUGGCUGCGCUUCAAUUCGCCUUCCUAUCUCCUGCCGCUUCUAAAAAAAUUGCAUAUCCCUUUUUCAGCUCUUCUGGGCGUAGAAAUGGCGUACAAUUCGUGGGUUGUGUUAAUGCUUCCAACCCAAGAAAUGCUCAAGGUGGCUUUGACCCUGAUUUGCGUUCUGUGCUUGAGCUGGCCACGAAUUCUGAAUUGUAUGAGCUUGAGCAAAUCCUUUUCGGUCCCAGUUACUUCAGCCCAUUGAUGAAAUCGAUUACAAACAGAGGCCAGCCUGACUAUGCCAUGAUUGAAGAAGACCUUGAAGAGAGAGACGGAUUUAUUUCAUCGCUCGAGUCUCGAUUCUUGUUUCUAGCAGCCGAUGCUCGGUCGACGUUAAGGGGUUGGAGACCAUCUUAUAGAGAUGUCUUGCUUACAGUGAGAAAAAAGUUAAACGUUCUUUGCUCAACCAAGUUGUCAUCUGAAGACCUUGAAGCAGAAAUCUUUCUUCAUUUGUUACAGGAAUAUGCAAGUGAAGAAUCAGUAAGGCAGGCUAACCUUGAAGGUACUCUACAACUUGGACUUGAUCAGUGGAAGGUGCAAACUUCAGCAGCUACAGAUGGAGCAUCUGACUUGCAAUCCUUGAUACUAAGGGGUGGUAGUUUGAUAACUGUGGUUAAAAUGUUUCAAGUGUUUGCUAGGACCUUAUCUGGGAAGGUGUUCCGAGAAGCAGCCAAUUAUCAAAUUAAAAAGGAAAUCAUCAAAAAGGGUGGACAGUUAGCUGCAGCAAAUCUUGAGUCAAGAAUAGCCUUGCUUGUUGCCCAAAAGGGUCUUGCAGGUGCCGCUUCAAGGUAUCUGGGUUUGAGAAGCAUGAUGACUUUGCUCGGCCCAAUGUUAUGGGGAACAUUUCUGGCGGAUAUGGUGAUUCAGAUGAUGGGAACUGAUUAUGCUAGAAUACUACGAGCAAUUUAUGCUUUUGCACAGAAUAGGUCUACUACCAGUUCCAACUAUACCUUGGGCUCCAACAAUUGCAAGUUUCUAUGGAAUCAUAGAACCAAGUGGACAAGGAGAACUAUAAAGUAAAAGAGAGGCAGAGGCAAAGGGGCAAUAAGUAGUGGUAGCCAGGUAAGGAUUAAUGGAGGAAUGCAAAGGAGGAUUGAAGAAUUAAAAACAAAAAAGAAAUAUGAUGAAUGUAUCGACUUUGACAGGUUGGCUACAUGAUUAACCUUUGUUAUAUUGUUUUCCACUGCAAGAUUUUAACACGAAACUUCAGAAAUCUGUGGGAUUGAAAUGAAAGAACGAUAUGAUUUGAUUAUUGAUUACUUUACCUGGUAUCUGAGAAUAUUGACUGUUUAUGUCGCAGAUUCGGAUUAUGCGCACGUAUAGACUACCGUCGUCAACAAGUGACCAACAGAGUAUAUGAGCUUUUGGAAGCUGCACAUUGCAAAUCUAAUCAACAUCAAGAUUUUGUUUCGCUUCCAUCUCUGUAUAUAGCAAACCCAGUUGAAGUCAGAUGAAAUUUUUUUGUAAUUUAACUUUGGACAUUUACAUUUUUUUUUAUCAGUUUUGGAAACAUUUCGUUCUCUCAAAUGGAAAUUCAUCUGUAUUUUCCAUUUGAUUUAAACAAGAGUUAUGUGAAUAAUAGAAUGAAGGUUUAUAUUCAACAUUGCA
Cucumis sativus (cucumber) is the source of this 1811-nucleotide messenger RNA. RefSeq lists its product as uncharacterized. NCBI's taxonomy places the organism in Eukaryota, Viridiplantae, Streptophyta, Magnoliopsida, Cucurbitales, Cucurbitaceae. The record is from RefSeq and is a predicted model, not a curated record. The transcript has 12 exons. Bases 153 to 1223 code for a protein of 356 amino acids.